AUGGAAGCCAACCAAACCCCAAGAAGCAUGCCCAUGGUGCCGACGAUGCGCCCCCGCCUCCCUUGGCGAGUCCAUCACCGAGACGGAGGCGCUCUUUUGGCCGGCCUAGCCAACCAAACCCUAAGAAGCUCGGUCAUGGCGCCAACCACGCGGGAAGAGGUGUCGGGAUCCAUGGAGGCCCAACCGGAAGCCGCACCGCCAUCGCAGCGAGGCAAGAGGAAGAAAACCUCCGCGGAUUCGUCGCCCGCAGCAUCUCAACCAGGCAAGAGUGAAGCCUUGGAGCCGUCCGAGAGCGAGAGGCGGAAGAGAACCCACAAGAGCGACGACGAGAAGAAAGCCACCACGAGCAAGGGUGAGCAGGCGGCUUCGGCUUCACCGAGCGCAUUGGACGCCUCUUCCUCCUCGUCCUCUACGGUCAGCUCUCCCCUGCGUCGGCCUCAUUCCCCUGCCUGCCUCCGAGAAUUUACACAUGACGAGGGCCCUGAGGUUGUGGCUGCCAUUGAAGCUUAUGAGGAGUUGGAAUCCAAGUACCUUGCGAAAUUAAAGCGCCAACAGGAGCUCGUAACACUUGAUCCGUCUAUGCCUUAUUCGUGUAUGGUAAAUGCGGACUUGCAGCGUGUUCGUGAGUCUGCAACAAAAACAGUUCUCCAAGUGGCUAAAGUUAUUCUUCGCUUUUCAUCCUUUAUUGACGGUAAACUGAUGGCACAAUCAUCUGGCUUUUUAAUUGAUUGGGAUGAGGGGACUAAAGAGGGCACUGUUCUGACAUCUGCGCGCAUAAUCUGCUCAAAAUAUACAGUCCGAAGCCAGUGGUCAGGUACAGAUGAGUAUGCACCUAAUGCUGAGGUUGUUGCUUAUUUAUUGGAUCAAGAUGAUACUACUGUACCUGCACACUUGCUUCAAUAUGACAAGCACAUCAAUAUUGCCUUGUUUAAGGUUGAUAUAGACUUGUGUGCUAAGAUUCCUACCUUCAAUAAUGAAGUGUUCUAUGGUCAAGACAUAUUUGUGCUUGGUAGAGACGAAGAUCUAAAUUUGACUGUGCAUCAUGGAUGUGUUCAAUUUAUGGGCCCAACUACAUAUGAACGUCAUCACCAUUUGUUCACUGGUUGUGUGAUUAAGCAGGCUAGCAUUGGAGGACCCGUUAUUGAUUUUAAUGGGCAAGUUUUGGGGAUGGCUAAUUUUCCAGGAACAGCAUUUAUCCCUUGCUCUAUUAUAUUGAAGUGCUUGGAUAUGUGGAAAAAAUUUCAGUGUAUCCCUCGGUUGCAUAUUGGGAUGAAGCUUUCAGCCAUUAAAUAUCUAGAUCCAAUUCGUGCGGAGAAGAUCUUCCGUAAGUGUAAUGUCGAUUCGGGUCUAAUAGUUAUUGAGGUGUCACAUGGAUCAAUUGCUGAGGAACUAGGAGUUAGACCUGGUGAUAUCAUUUACUCCAUGAACGGAGAGUGCAUUGCUACCACAGUGGAGUUGGAGAACUUAAUUAUGAGAAUAUGCGGGACUUAUCUUGAACAAGGAGGAGCCAUCGGUUCCUGCAUGGACAUACCAGUUGGUAUAUUGCACAUGCGGAAAGGUCGCAAAGGUCCGAGUCGCACUUUAAGCCUGAUAUUAAAUGUAUCAGAUGACGUAGAGGUGUUCAAAAGUGGUAUGCGUCCUUUCAACUAG
Messenger RNA from Triticum turgidum subsp. durum (durum wheat), 1650 nucleotides. Lineage: Eukaryota; Viridiplantae; Streptophyta; Magnoliopsida; Poales; Poaceae. The record is from the annotation of a GenBank genome assembly.